GCACAGUGUGACCUGUAGCUGCUCACCGAGCAUGUAGUCAGACUGGCUGUGAGAACCAGUGAGGGAGGCACUGAGGAAAACCGAGGGAACAAAGACUGGGUUCUGGCUCUGGUUAACGAAAAGAAUUUGAAAGAUUAAGGUGCUGAAGACGAAGAGGGAAGUGAUCCAUACACGUGGACAUCUGCAGCAGGAAUCUGAACUUGCUGUUCCUCAAAACCAGACUGCAGACCUGUUUUACAGCUUUAACUCACACCUCGAGCUCCAUCUGUAGCUGUAUAAAUAUAAAGGUAAUGGAGUGUUGUUCAUUAACCGUGUGUGGUCUAUCAGCGGCUGCCCUUUUUAUUCUAUUUUACUGGGUUGUGCCAGCUGUGCAAAGAAAUGCAAUGUGUGCACUGCUAUGGCAUGGUUUUAUUAAUGAGAGACUCCGCGACAAGCUCACUGGUUCCUCACGGCCUCAGCGCAUGCUGAAAGCAGUACAGAAGAACGCCACUAAAGGAAAUCCUGACAGUGUUAUUACUGCCAUCGACUACUUCUGCAAACACUCAGAAUGGGCCAUGAAUGUGGGAGAUGAGAAAGGCUCUAUAUUGGACUCUGUGGUGACUGAAGUAAACCCCAGCACAGCUCUGGAGCUGGGUACAUACUGUGGGUAUUCUUCAGUAAGGAUUGGCCGUUUGUUGCCUCCUGGCACUAAACUGAUCACUUUGGAGUUUAACCCAGCAAAUGCAGUUAUCGCUCGGCAGGUCAUCGCCUACGCUGGGUUACAAGACAAGGUGACUGUGGUGGAGGGUUCAUCAGGUGACUUGAUUCCAAAAAUGAAGGAGCUCUUUGGCAUCACAACGUUUGAUUUCAUCUUCCUGGAUCACUGGAAAGAUCGAUAUCUUCCUGAUAUUAAACUGUUUGAGGAGUAUGGAUUGCUCAGAAAGGGUUCAGUGCUGCUGGCCGACAAUGUGAUCUGUCCCGGAACGCCUGAAUACCUGGAGUACGUGAGGAAUAAUCCUCGAUACGAGACCAGAUACUACCCAGCCCAUCUAGAAUACACAAAAGUGGAGGAUGGCCUGGAAAAAUCAGUGUUUUUGGGAUGAAGAGAUGACUGGGACAAGUUUCUAACAGUGUUUUACACACUUCACCCAAGGGUGUAAGAUUUUUACCCCAUUUUUAUAAAAGUUAAGAAGUUUUGUACAUCUUAAUAAAAAUAAUCUGAGUUGUUAA
Molecule: messenger RNA, 1209 nt
Organism: Trichomycterus rosablanca
Lineage: Eukaryota; Metazoa; Chordata; Actinopteri; Siluriformes; Trichomycteridae
Gene: comta
Product: catechol-O-methyltransferase a
Exons: 7
Coding region: 291-1082 (263 amino acids)
Biological process (GO): catecholamine catabolic process; dopamine metabolic process; developmental process
Molecular function (GO): catechol O-methyltransferase activity
Source: RefSeq, a predicted model, not a curated record